CCCUUCCCUCCGCCCGCCCGCGGGAUCGCGAGGAUAGCACGCUUUUCGUCGGCGCAGCAGUCAUCGGAGCUGCUGUUUCGGAGGGCGGUUAUAACGGGGCGAUAUUCCAUAGUGAAUAUGAAAAUUGGAAUUCAUCCGUUGACAGCUGACCCCAGUGCGGCAUGGCGAGAACUGUCACAGCGACAAAAAGUCAUAAAAAUCACGGCGAAGAUACCGACCACUCCUGCCCCGGUCAAUAAGCUCAGGGUGGUCUGCAUGAGCGAUACUCACUCUUUGACCCCGUUCAUAAAGUUCGACGUACCAGAAGGCGACGUUUUUAUUCACGCCGGAGACUUCACGAAAUGUGGAAGUCUCGAGGAAGUUGUAGAAUUCAACAAUUGGAUCGGGUGCCUGCCGCACAAGCAUAAGUUAGUGAUAGCGGGAAAUCAUGAAUUGAGUUUUGACCCAACGUUCACUCACCCAUUUUCCACAAAUGCUGCGGGGGACAGACACAAACACACGGGAACAAGUGUCAUCGACGACAUACCGACCCUGGGAAUGUCUAGAGAUACUCUGGCCGAGGCGAUAAAGACAAAGAACAUCAGAGAGCAUCUGACGAAUUGUAUUUAUUUGGAAGAUUCUGAAAUAAUUAUUGACGGAAUAAAAAUAUAUGGAACUCCUUGGCAGCCAGAGUUUUGCAAGUGGGCAUUCAACGUGCCUCGAGGGGAGCCAUGUCUGUCCAAGUGGACAUUGAUUCCAAGUGACACCGAUAUUCUGGUGACGCACACACCUCCCGUUGGCCACGGAGAUUUGUGUUGUAGCGGAGUUCGGGCUGGAUGUGUAGAAUUAUUAACCACAGUGCAAAAUCGGGUGCAACCAAAAUAUCACGUGUUCGGCCACGUGCACGAGGGGUAUGGUAUCUCUUCGGACGGUAAAAUAAUAUUCAUAAAUGCAUCGACCUGCGAUCUGAACUACUUGCCUAACAAUUUACCGAUAGUAUUUGACAUAACUUUACCUGCGGACAGGACGAAAUCAUAGGAUGUGGAGAAAUAAAUGAGAGAAUGCUGCCGGUGAAGAAGAAACUGAGGAAUUGCUGCGGUAAGGGGAAUGAACUGGAGGAGUACAACAUGUGUCGAGGUAGAUCCGGACACCCAUCUGUAAAAGUAACAUUUAACGUUAGAGCGACGAUCCUAUUAGCAGCAUUACCAUAAUUCUUUGAAAUAAAAUUAACUCCGGUAUAAUCGCCAUCGCACUCGUAUCUGUCAGUAAAGCAGGUACGAUAUAGCCAUCACAAUGCUUCACACGUUGCUUAAUUUUAGAGAGUUCUAAUUUAACUAUCUAUGAAUAAUUUAUUUUGUACAUUUUUUACCCUGACUAUCAUAUAGGAGUGAUUUAUUUAUUUAUUUUUAGCCUAACUAGUUAGAUAAUUAGAAACUAGGUACAUACCUGUACAAAGUAAAUCAUGGUCGAUAAAUUUUAUACCCCGAUAGGUACGUAAGUAGAAAUACUCGAAAUUGCUAAAAGAAUUGUGACAGGCAUUGAAAUGUAUCACUUUGCAGGUGUCAUGUUUGACUUUGAAAUUAGUAUAGGUAGCGUACUUGCAACUCGAAUGGUCUAAUAAUAGUGACGCAUUGUUAAGAAUGAGCCAAGAUUAAUUUAGUCCAUACCGUUUUUACCGUGCUCUUAUUAUACGUCUAUAGAAACAGGGUAUGGUAAAGUACUCGGCGACUCACCUGAGAUUAUACUCAUAUUUUUCACUCUACGUAAAAUUCAGAUUACAGGCAUCGCUUUGAUUUUUCAAAGUCGCACAACGACACACUCAUCCGUAAUUCAAAUAGAAUGUUAUCGAUUAGUUGAGAUUUUAGGGGAUUAAAAAAUUUCAUAGACUGCAGCGUUUUACUGAAAUUGUAUAUAUUCCGGAUAACACAUGGAAUAUUUGAUAAAUUUUGCGUCGACAAAUUGUGGUAGAAAUAAUGAUUUGAAAAAAAAAAAAAAAAAAAACCCCAACAAAUAAAAAACUAAAGUUGUACAUAAUCAGUUGCGUAAUAAUUUCGGAUAAACGACGUGAUCAGCCAUCAAAAUUUAAACAUCUUCGGAGGUAUUUAUACUACACAAAAACAAAAAAUGUGUAAUAAACGUAAUAUCAGAGAUGAA
Athalia rosae (coleseed sawfly) is the source of this 2133-nucleotide messenger RNA. RefSeq names its product metallophosphoesterase domain-containing protein 1. The record is from RefSeq and is a predicted model, not a curated record. The coding region runs from base 118 to 1017 and encodes 299 amino acids. The transcript has 5 exons. Gene Ontology annotation, molecular function: hydrolase activity. Lineage: Eukaryota; Metazoa; Arthropoda; Insecta; Hymenoptera; Athaliidae.